Messenger RNA from Xyrauchen texanus (razorback sucker), 4139 nucleotides. Its product is annotated as MHC class II regulatory factor RFX1-like. The coding region runs from base 179 to 2707 and encodes 842 amino acids. Gene Ontology annotation, biological process: regulation of transcription by RNA polymerase II. Gene Ontology annotation, molecular function: DNA-binding transcription factor activity, RNA polymerase II-specific; RNA polymerase II cis-regulatory region sequence-specific DNA binding. The transcript has 18 exons. The record is from RefSeq and is a predicted model, not a curated record. Gene Ontology annotation, cellular component: nucleus. NCBI's taxonomy places the organism in Eukaryota, Metazoa, Chordata, Actinopteri, Cypriniformes, Catostomidae.
UGGGUCUGUAGCAACAGUUGCCCCGGUGAGAACGAGGCGCCAUAGUCACGGUAGUCGUGGCGACAAGAACCCAGCAACGAGAAUCAACAACAACAAUUUGAAAGCCUUAAGAAAAUAAAACUGCGCACCAAAAAACAGCAUUCAACAAGAAGCGAAAGGGAGUCUGGCUGUUGUCGUCAUGGCAACUUCAGGCUACACUACUGAGGAGCUUCAGCCCUCCCAAACACAAGGGGGUAGCAUUGCAACAACAUCAUCAACACAGCAAAAACCUCUUUCCACCGCAACAGCCCAGUUUCUUCCCGACCUACAACGGUCGCCAGGCUCCGCACCUUCACAGUCAGGCCCCAUCGCAAGACCACAAGCCACGCCCUCUGUAAGUCAGAAGAAGGCUGUUUUGGCCACGCCUCCUCAGGGAGCUGCAACAGCAGCACAGUAUGUCGCCGGAGAGAUACAAAGCUCCGCCUCCCAGCCAGGAAACAGCCAGAGCACCUCGCAGUUUAUAGUGGUGACAGUUUCUGAGGGCUCUCUUCACUCAAAUGACUCCGUGUCAGACUCUAAUUCUCCUCCCACUGGACAGACAGGUGUGCCCACACAGGUAGUGCAACAGGUGCAGACAGCACAGCAGAGGUCAGUGGUGCAGGCCACAACCAAGAGUCAGAGUGGACAACUGGGGGUUGGUCUACACAUCACACCUGAGCUCCCAGUGCAGCAUGUGUACUCCAGUCAGUUCGUGGAGACUGAUGCCAACUACAACAAUACCACAAUACGUUCCAGUAGUUACCCGUACACAGACUCCUCCCUCUACCCUCAGACCACGCCCUCUGUCACUUACUAUGAGACCUCACCCACUUCCGUAUCACAGGUCACGUCCCCCGCCACCACUCAGACUGUGUCUGUGAUGUCAGGGGCGGGCAAAGGAAUGGUCUCUAUGUUCUCUGAGGGCACUUCAGGGAUAUCGGUGGCAGCAGGCGGGUCCUUGUCGGGUGUGGGUGGGGCAGGAGGUGGAGUCGGUGCUGGAGGGGUGGGGAGUUAUGUUAUACAGGGUGGGUUUAUGCUUGCAGGAGUCAGUGGAGGGAACCAGAAUUUCGCACCCAACACACGGGCCUCACCUGCGACUGUGCAGUGGUUGAUGGAUAACUAUGAGACAGCUGAAGGUGUUAGUCUUCCUCGCUGCACUCUCUACUGUCAUUACUUGCUGCACUGCCAGCAGACCAAGCUGGAGCCCGUGAACGCCGCCUCCUUCGGCAAACUCAUCCGCUCUGUGUUCAUGGGGCUCAGGACCAGACGUCUCGGCACCAGAGGGAACUCUAAGUACCAUUACUACGGCCUUCGAAUCAAGAAUAGCUCAGCUCUACACAGACUGGUGGAAGAUCAGCAACACCUGGCCAUGAGACAACAACCGUUCUCACAAAAAAACAGGAUAAAGCCGUUGCAGAAGGUGGAAGGAUUGACCAAUGGGAUGGCCCUUGGGGCCGGGCUGUCAGACAUCAGCGCUCAGGUUCACCAGUAUCAGCAGUUUUUGGAUGCAUCUCGCAGUCUGCCGGAGUUCUCUGAGCUGAAUAUUGAGGGUAACUCUCUACCGGACGGACUCCUCCCACAAUAUAUACACACCUAUCAGCUGCUCUAUAGAGAACACUGUGAGGCGAUUCUAGAUGUGAUGGUGAACCUGCAGUUUCCUCUUGUGGAGACACUGUGGAAGAGUUUCUGGAGGUUCAGUGAAGGACAAACCAGCAACACGGAAACACUCGACCUUCAAGAUGAAUCAGAGAAGCGUUUGCCAAAGUCAUUUCUGGUUCUGCUGUGUAAAUAUGAGCCGGUUCUGAGCUGGACCCGUGAAUGUGACAACACACUGUACCAAAACCUACUGGAGAUGCUCAUCCCUGAUGUCCUGAGACCUAUACCCAGUGCCUUAACUCAAGCCAUCCGCAACUUUGCUAAGAGUCUGGAGAACUGGCUCACCAAUGCCAUGAUCAACAUCCCAGAAGAGAUGGUGCGCAUCAAGGUUGUAUCUGCUGGAGCGUUUGCUCAGACUUUACGGCGUUACACCUCUCUCAAUCAUCUGGCUCAGGCGGCUCGUGCUGUCCUGCAGAAUACAGCACAGAUCACACAGAUGCUCAGCGACCUCAAUCGCGUUGACUUCACCAAUGUACAGGAGCAAGCAUCAUGGGUGUGUGGUUGUGAGGAUGGUUUGGUGCAACGGUUGGAGCAGGACUUUAAACUCACUUUACAGCAGCAGAACUCUCUGGAGCAAUGGGCCUCAUGGCUGGAUGACGUCGUGUCACAAGUCCUGAAGCCCUACACCGGCAGCCCAGCCUUCUCCAAAGCGGCCAAACUCUUCCUGCUCAAAUGGAGCUUCUACAGUUCUAUGGUGAUCAGAGAUCUGACUCUGCGCAGUGCGGCCAGUUUCGGCUCGUUUCAUCUGAUCAGAUUGCUGUAUGAUGAAUACAUGUAUUACCUGAUCGAGCACAGAGUGGCACAGGCCAAAGGAGAGACGCCCAUUGCGGUCAUGGGAGAGUUUGCCAGUCUGAACCGAGGUCAGAGGUCAAUGGACCCUGAUAAAGAUGAGGAAGAGGAGGAAGAUGAUGAGACCGACGAAGAUCAGGAAAUGUCCAUUCCUGUCGACUCCGUUGUGUUGGGGGAGGAGUCUCUGGAGCCGCCGGCAAAGCUCGCCCGGACCGACCUGUUCAACAACAGCGCACAAAACUAACACACACACACCUUCACACACAUUAUUGGUGUUUAAUGUUCAUCUAAGUCUCAUCAUCUCUCCUUUCAGUCCUUCUUUUGAUCAAUCUCAUGUACAUUCACACCUUUAUCAUCAGUCUUUAGCUUGAAAAUUAGCACUUGUGCUAAACGAUCGUCUUUGACACUCAGUUUUAUACCCAGCCGCACUUGAACUCUUCAGUCAUCGAAGGAAUGUCAGCGCAUUAACAGAGAAUAAUGUGAGUUUCUGACGUCAUAUACACCAGAUCUAUGAAUAAGCCGUCAUUGAUUACUGUAAAAGUGAGAUUCCUCCAAUGCGCACACACAUUUGUAUUGCCUUCCCAUUGUCAAUCAAAGCUGCCUUGUGUUUGACCCUGUAGUCUGAUAAUCAUGCUGCCAUGAAAACUAUAUUUUGCGAAAGCCUAUCAUACCUAACGUAGGUCUGUUGCUCAUUAAUAUUCAUGAGUGUGGUAUUUCCCCUUCAAUGUUGAUGUAAAGAUUGAUCCUUUCACAGCAGUAAUGCCACACACCCUUAUCUUUUAUAACAUGAAUAAUGAUACGAUUAUAUACGAUUGUUGUGCUUUAACCAGCUGACUCUGAAUUCGACUCUGUAGAUCGAAUGUGCCUUUCAAAUUAUUACUAUAUCAAGAGAUCCGUAAACGUAUAAAUAAAUGUCAAAAACAAUCAUGCACAAGCGUUAUUUGUUUCUUUUUCUGAAAUCACAUUGUCUUUUAAAGGACAAGUUCACCCAGAAAUGAAAAUUCUGUCAUCAUUUACUCACAGUCAUGUCGUAUUCUGGAGAAUCGUUAUGCGGUCAAUGACCGUGCGCUAUAGUCAACGUCUUCUGAAGACAUACGAUGGCUUUGUACCGCAUGGACAUGCCGCAUUAAGAUGUGUUGCACCAGCUUUCAUUCAUUAAACUCAUCGCAGUGCUUUGUGUCAUAUCAGAGAAAUCAUCCAUUCUUCAUCCUGUGUGUCUCUGAGGGCAAAUGAUGCAUUGAUAAGCCACACCCAUUUACAUGCAUUAACACACAGUACAGAGAGAUUCGGAGAUGGGAUGCUUCGGAACAGUGUUGAUAGCAAACCAGCGGCCAGUGUGUUUUGAGUCUGUAGCCGUUUAAAUGGCGCAGAUGUGGCAGUUUACUGAUUUCCUGCAAACGAAACUAAAUGACAUUAAGUUAUGAUAAUGAAUGCAUACAUUUAGCACAGCUUUAUAUUGCUUCUGUCAGAAUGUCUUAAUGCUCUGACGUUUGUUGUGACUGUGCAUUUGAUAGAUCUUGUACUGUUCAAACCAUAAUGGCCUUAUUUAAAGUGUUGCUGUAGCAGAAACUGAUGUAAAUAUCAAUGUUAAUGUACCUGCUACUGAAAGUCAAAGUUCAGUGUCCCUUUAAAAAUAGAUAUUUAAGAGAAUCCUGAUGUUCAGCUCUCUUUUGUAA